AUGGAUAAGAUUAAGGAGAGAAUGAACAACCUCCGCCUUGAAGCCGAGGAGGCUCAAGAGAAGGUCGAAGAACUCAAGACCAAGGUGAAGACGUUGGAGCAGGAAAACCUGGCUAAGGAACAGGAGAUUACAUCCCUCAACCAUCGGAACCAGCUUCUAGAGGGUGAGGUUGAGAAGCUUGAGGCUGCCCUCAAGGAGGCCAAAGACGCUGCCAACCAGGGUGCUCAGCAUGAUACUCAGAAUGAAGCUCUCCAGAGACGUCUGCAGCUCUUGGAAGAGGAGGCCGAGGAUGCCGACAAGAACUUGCGCGAGACGAACGAGAAGCUCCGCCAAACCGACGUCAAGGCCGGCCACUACGAGCGCAAGGUGCAGGCCCUCGAAGCUUCUCGCGACCAAUGGGAAAGCAAGUAUGAGGAGAUGGCUAAGAAGUAUGCUGAGCUGCAGAAGGAUCUCCACGACCUCGAGGUCUCUAUUAGCAACGUCUAA
Messenger RNA from Aspergillus saccharolyticus JOP 1030-1, 486 nucleotides. Its product is annotated as tropomyosin. NCBI's taxonomy places the organism in Eukaryota, Fungi, Ascomycota, Eurotiomycetes, Eurotiales, Aspergillaceae. The coding region runs from base 1 to 486 and encodes 161 amino acids. The transcript has 3 exons. Gene Ontology annotation, biological process: actin filament organization; mitotic cytokinesis. Gene Ontology annotation, molecular function: actin filament binding. The record is from RefSeq and is a predicted model, not a curated record. Gene Ontology annotation, cellular component: actomyosin contractile ring; actin filament.